Molecule: messenger RNA, 1134 nt
Organism: Cinclus cinclus
Lineage: Eukaryota; Metazoa; Chordata; Aves; Passeriformes; Cinclidae
Gene: ACTA1
Product: actin alpha 1, skeletal muscle
Exons: 6
Coding region: 1-1134 (377 amino acids)
Biological process (GO): vascular associated smooth muscle contraction; skeletal muscle thin filament assembly
Cellular component (GO): cytoplasm; striated muscle thin filament; stress fiber
Source: RefSeq, a predicted model, not a curated record
AUGUGUGACGAGGACGAGACCACCGCGCUCGUGUGCGACAACGGCUCCGGCCUGGUGAAGGCUGGCUUCGCCGGGGACGAUGCCCCCAGGGCCGUGUUCCCCUCCAUCGUUGGCCGCCCCCGCCAUCAGGGCGUCAUGGUGGGUAUGGGUCAGAAGGACUCCUACGUAGGAGAUGAAGCCCAGAGCAAGAGAGGUAUCCUGACCCUGAAGUACCCCAUUGAACAUGGCAUCAUCACAAACUGGGACGACAUGGAGAAGAUCUGGCACCACACCUUCUACAAUGAGCUGCGCGUCGCCCCAGAGGAGCACCCCACUCUGCUCACUGAGGCCCCCCUUAACCCCAAGGCCAACCGUGAAAAGAUGACCCAAAUCAUGUUUGAGACCUUCAACGUCCCUGCCAUGUAUGUGGCUAUCCAGGCUGUGCUGUCCCUGUAUGCCUCUGGCCGUACCACUGGUAUCGUGCUGGACUCCGGGGAUGGUGUGACACACAACGUCCCCAUUUAUGAAGGGUAUGCCCUGCCCCAUGCCAUCAUGCGCUUGGAUCUGGCCGGCCGUGACCUCACAGACUACCUGAUGAAGAUCCUGACUGAGCGUGGCUACUCCUUUGUCACCACAGCUGAACGUGAGAUUGUCCGUGACAUCAAGGAGAAGCUGUGCUAUGUGGCACUGGACUUUGAGAACGAGAUGGCCACCGCUGCCUCUUCCUCCUCCCUGGAGAAGAGCUACGAGCUGCCUGAUGGGCAGGUCAUCACCAUCGGCAAUGAGCGUUUCCGCUGCCCAGAGACCCUCUUCCAGCCCUCCUUCAUUGGCAUGGAGUCCGCAGGUAUCCAUGAGACCACCUACAACAGCAUCAUGAAGUGCGACAUUGACAUCAGGAAGGACCUGUACGCCAACAACGUCAUGUCCGGGGGUACCACCAUGUACCCAGGUAUUGCUGACCGCAUGCAAAAGGAGAUCACAGCCCUGGCCCCCAGCACGAUGAAGAUCAAGAUCAUCGCCCCACCUGAGCGUAAGUACUCUGUCUGGAUCGGUGGCUCCAUCCUGGCCUCCCUGUCCACCUUCCAGCAGAUGUGGAUCACAAAGCAGGAAUACGAUGAAGCUGGCCCAUCCAUUGUCCACCGUAAAUGCUUCUAA